Molecule: messenger RNA, 711 nt
Organism: Phoenix dactylifera (date palm)
Lineage: Eukaryota; Viridiplantae; Streptophyta; Magnoliopsida; Arecales; Arecaceae
Source: RefSeq, a predicted model, not a curated record
AUGGCUUCGCCACCAGCUCCGGCGACGACUCCGGACGCCAUGGUAUUAUUCCCGGACUACCUCGUCGGCGACGCCGCAACGCCGCCGUCGCAGCCCUGCCAGGUCGCCGACAGGCUGGCGGCGGCCUUCCAAGGCGGCGCACCCCCGCCGGCGACCAGCGACGCCCUCCCCUUCCCAGGCAUCAUUAUCCUCGUCUUUAUUUUCGUUUACUUCUCCUUCUACUUGUUCCGCGACGACCUCCGCCGUCACUUCGCCGGCACCCCCCUCGCCGUCCUCUUCGGCGGCGGCGGCGGCGAGUCGGGGCGGCGUCGGCGGGGGGAGGAGGCGGGGCUGGACCCAGCGGUGCUGGCUUCGUUAAUCCCGGUGGCUCCGUACGCCGCCGUGAGGGGUGUGACGGAGGGGAAGGGCGGGGCGGAGUGCGCGGUGUGCCUGGCGGAGUUCGCCGGCGGCGACGACGUGAGGGUGCUCACCGUGUGCUGCCACGCGUUCCACCCGGCGUGUAUCGACCCGUGGCUCGCGGAGCACGCCACGUGCCCGGUGUGCCGGUCGGACCUGGAGGCGGUGCCGGACGAGGCAGCUCUCCGGGCGGUGAUGGAGGCCGCCGGCGAUAGCCACAUCAUCAACAUCAGCGAAAAGGGGGAGGGGGAAUCCGGGAGGCCGCACGUGGUCGGACGGUCGAGGGACGGGGAGGACGAAGCGACGAGGAGGUGA